AUGUGUCUGUCCAAGAAAUUGAAAGAUAAUCAGCGAGAAUCAGUAAAAGAGGGAGACACCUAUGGAAUGUAUGGAGGAGAAAUAGAAGUGCAAGAACAUAUUGACACAGAAACUGUUCCAUCGAAGAUGAAGUUUGGAGGAGAAGAAUCAGUAGUAGUUUUUGAUUUAGAAACAACAGGAUUAUCAAGGAAGUCUGAUAUUACGCAGCUGGCUGCAUUUGAUGGAACCACUGUUUUUAAUGAAUAUGUAUCACCUAGGGAGGUUAUUUCACCCAAAUCAUCAGAAAUAACAGGAUUGACUUUUGAUUUUUCUUGUGAUCAGAUGUACCAUCAUGGUAAACCAGUUAAAAGCAGAGACAUUCAGAUUGUACUCCUGGAAUUUAUUGAGUUUAUAAGCAAAAAGAAGAAACCAAUUCUUUUCGGUCACAACAUUGCUUCGUUUGACAUUCCCAUAUUGAUGAACAAACUACGUCAGCACAGUCUUCUUUCAGAAUUCAUGUUACAUAUUUAUGGGUGCAUUGAUACAAUAAAAUUGGCAAGAAGGAAAUUCAAAAUUAAAGACAUUGGAAAUCAUAAACAACAAACAUUGGUCACAAAAUUACUUGGCGUAGAAUAUGAUGCUCACAAUGCAUGUGCUGAUGUCACAAGUCUAUUUCAACUUCUUGCGCACUUAGAAUAUUCAGAAAAGGACGUUUUUCCAUUCAAUUCAGCUUUGCUAACAGAUUCUUACAUUCCCUUGAUAAGGGCCUCGCGCAUCACCAAGCUAACAGCUAGAAGAUUAGCACACAGUGGACUUUGUCUGAAACAUCUACAGUUAGCAUUUAACAGAGACAGUGAAAAUGGCCUCAAAUCUAUUUUGUUAGAGCAUGGCUUUAAUGCCAAAACAGUCACAUGUUUUACUAAAUAUUUUACAUGUACUGAGGAAUAA
This is a messenger RNA of Mytilus trossulus (common blue mussel), 927 nucleotides long. RefSeq names its product protein PML-like. Gene Ontology annotation, molecular function: 3'-5'-DNA exonuclease activity; nucleic acid binding. The record is from RefSeq and is a predicted model, not a curated record. The transcript has 3 exons. Gene Ontology annotation, biological process: DNA catabolic process. Bases 1 to 927 code for a protein of 308 amino acids. Gene Ontology annotation, cellular component: cytoplasm. Lineage: Eukaryota; Metazoa; Mollusca; Bivalvia; Mytilida; Mytilidae.